AUGGCUAAGAUUGAGAAUUCUUGUGCCACUCAACUUAUUGAUGGAGAUGGUACAUUCAAUGUUGCUGGUAUUGAAAACUUCAUGAAGGAGGUUAAAUUAGGCGAAUGCGGGCUUUCCUAUGCCGUGGUUUCUAUCAUGGGUCCACAAAGUAGUGGCAAGAGCACCCUAUUAAAUAAUUUGUUUCUUACCAACUUCAGAGAGAUGGAUGCAUUCAGGGGAAGGUCUCAAACAACCAAAGGAAUUUGGAUGGCUGGAUGUAUUGGUAUAGAGCCUUGUACACUUGUGAUGGAUUUGGAGGGUACAGAUGGAAGAGAACGUGGAGAGGAUGAUACUGCAUUUGAAAAGCAGAGUGCUCUAUUUGCUUUGGCUGUUUCUGAUAUAGUGCUAAUAAACAUGUGGUGUCAUGACAUUGGCCGUGAGCAAGCUGCAAAUAAGCCUCUUUUAAAAACUGUGUUUCAGGUAAUGAUGAGAUUGUUUAGUCCGCGCAAAACAACAUUGCUGUUUGUCAUACGUGAUAAAACAAAGACACCACUUGAAAAUUUAGAGCCUGUUUUGCGAGAAGAUAUUCAAAAGAUAUGGGACUCUGUUCCUAAGCCACAGGCCCAUAAGGAAACCCCACUAAGUGAAUUUUUCAAUGUUGAAGUUGUUGCUCUUUCUAGUUAUGAAGAAAAGGAAGAGCAAUUUAAGGAGCAGGUUGCAAGCUUGAGGCAACGAUUCUAUCAUUCCAUCGCUCCUGGUGGGCUUGCGGGGGAUCGACGUGGAGUAGUUCCUGCUUCAGGCUUUUCUUUUAGUGCUCAGCAAAUAUGGAAAGUCAUCAAGGAGAACAGGGAUCUCGACCUUCCUGCACACAAGGUCAUGGUUGCUACUGUACGGUGUGAAGAAAUUGCCAAUGAGAAAUAUGCCCUUUUUGCUGCAAAUGAGGACUGGUGUCAGUUGGAAGAGGCUGUGCAAUCUGGACCUGUUUCUGGAUUUGGGAAAAAGCUCAAUGCACUCCUCGAUGCUUGUCUUUCAGAGUAUGAUGUUGAAGCCACUUAUUUUGAUGAAGGUGUGAGAUCUGCUAAACAAAAGCAGCUUCACGAAAAAUUGUUGCAACUCGUCCAACCAGCUUUCCAAAUUGCACUGGGACAUAUUAGGUCUGGAAUUUUGGAUAAGUUCAAGGAAGCAUUUGACAAGGCUUUGAAUGGAGGUGAAGGAUUUUCUGCUGCUUCUGAUAAUUGCAUAAGGUCGUCUAUGGCUCAGUUUGAUGAAGGAUGUGCAGAUGUUGUUAUUGAAAUAGCAAAUUGGGAUACAUCUAAAGUCAGGGAGGAACUGCAGCGUGAUAUUGAUGCACAUGUUGCAUCUGUACGUGCAGCCAAGAUAUCAGAGCUUACUUCCUCAUAUGAGGAAAAACUGAAGGAGGCCUUGUCUGGACCUGUUGUAACUCUUUUGGAUGGAGCUAAUGGUGAUACUUGGCCAUCAAUAAGGAAACUUCUUAAUCGUGAGACAGAAUCAGCUGUUUCUGGGUUCUCUGCUUCACUUGGCAGAUUUGAUAUGGAUGAACAAACAAGAAAGAACAUGAUUGUGAGUUUACUGGAUUAUGGUAAGGGUGUGAUAGAAGCAAAGACUAGGGAAGAAGCUGGAAGAGUUGUAAUCCGUAUGAAGGACAGGUUUAUGACAAUAUUUAGUCAUGAUUCUGAUUCAAUGCCUCGUAUUUGGACGGGAAAGGAAGAUAUUCGAGCCAUUACCAAGACUGCCCGCUCUGCAUCUUUGAAGUUGCUGUCUGUAAUGGCUGUAAUUCGUUUGGAUGAAGAUGAUGAUCCCGAUAACAUCGAGAAAACAUUAACAAUUGCAUUGGUGGAUUCAUCAAGCAGUUCUGUUAAAGAUAGGAGCAUCGCAGCAGCUGAUCCACUGGCUUCGAGCACUUGGGAACAGGUACCAUCCUCUAAAACAUUGAUCACACCUGUCCAGUGCAAAUCUUUGUGGAGGCAAUUCAAGAUGGAGACAGAAUUUAGUGUCUCUCAAGCCAUUUCUGCACAGGAGGCUAACAAUCGUAAUAGCAAUUGGUUACCCCCACCAUGGGCAAUCGUUGCUUUGGUUAUUCUGGGAUUUAAUGAAUUUAUGACACUUCUAAGAAAUCCCUUGUAUUUGGGUGUCAUCUUUGUUGGUUUUCUUCUCAUUAAAGCCCUUUGGGCGCAGCUUGACAUUAAGGGUGAAUUUCGCCAUGGAGCUCUUCCGGGAAUCAUAUCCUUGUCUACCAAGUUUAUUCCAACCAUCAUGAACCUUAUAAAAAAACUAGCAGAUGAGGGACAUAGCCCUGCAACGAACAACCCUCGGAGAAAUCAAAGCAAUCACAAUGCUGUUGCUGCAGGUAGUGCUAUGUCAUCUAGUGCUUCAUCUGAUGUAACUUCAUUGGACAAUGGAACCGAGUAUACCAGUCCAUCAAAAUAUGAGUAG
Molecule: messenger RNA, 2433 nt
Organism: Gastrolobium bilobum
Lineage: Eukaryota; Viridiplantae; Streptophyta; Magnoliopsida; Fabales; Fabaceae
Product: protein ROOT HAIR DEFECTIVE 3 homolog 1-like
Exons: 23
Coding region: 1-2433 (810 amino acids)
Biological process (GO): endoplasmic reticulum membrane fusion
Cellular component (GO): endoplasmic reticulum
Molecular function (GO): GTPase activity; GTP binding
Source: RefSeq, a predicted model, not a curated record